CAGUCUGGCCGUCUCUGACUCUCUAUAUCUCCCCAUCCAUCCACGCCCACGCUCACAGACGCAGCAUCCUUCGUAAUUUCCGCCUCCGCCAAAAACCACAACCCUGCUCUCGCCCCGAAUCAACACCCCUGUUUUCCCCCAUUCCUCUUUCUCUCUCCGUCGCAGAAAUGGAGAGCCUCGCCGCCCUCCACUCCUUCUCUCCCACCACCACUUCACUCUCGUUCCCUCCUUGUCGCUCAUCCUUGUUCCGCAGAUCACCCAAACCCACCUCCCGAUUCUCCUCCUCCGCCACUGUAGCCACAUUCCGCCCUCUCCGAUCACCGCUCCUCCUAGCCCCAUCCAACCCCCAUUGCUCCUUCCUAAGCCGCCGGUCUCUCAAACCAAUCCUCCUUCUUCCCCCAAUUCACGCCUCGUCCAAAGAUGACAACGACUCCACCCCAGCAGCUGCAUCCGUUCAAGGAGCCAAGCUCGUCCCCCUCGUGAUUUCCGUCGCAAUUGGGUUGAUUGUUCGCUUCGCCAUUCCCAGGCCAGCUGCCGUCACGGCCCAGGCCUGGCAAUUGCUUGCGAUUUUCCUGUCCACCAUCGCAGGUCUGGUCCUCAGCCCUUUGCCUGUCGGGGCCUGGGCGUUUCUUGGCCUCACGACCAGCAUCGUUACCAGGACUCUCUCAUUUUCCACGGCCUUCAGUGCCUUCACCAGCGAGGUUAUUUGGUUGAUCGUCAUCUCUUUCUUCUUUGCUCGUGGAUUUGUCAAGACUGGGUUGGGGGAUAGGAUUGCUACCUACUUCGUCAAGUGGCUUGGAAAGAGCACUUUGGGGUUGUCCUACGGAUUGACAAUAAGCGAGGCUCUUAUUGCUCCUGCUAUGCCCAGUACUACUGCCAGGGCCGGUGGCGUGUUCCUGCCCAUUAUCAAGUCAUUGUCAUUGUCCGCCGGCAGCAAGCCUGGUGACCCUUCUGCCAAGAAGCUUGGGUCUUACCUCAUUCAGUCCCAGUUCCAGUCUGCUGGCAAUUCUAGUGCUCUUUUCCUGACUGCAGCAGCUCAAAAUUUGCUAUGCCUCAAGUUGGCAGAGGAACUUGGGGUGAAGUUUUCAAGUCCUUGGGUAUAUUGGUUCAAGGCUGCUAGUUUGCCAGCGAUAGUGUGUCUUCUAGUCACACCACUAAUAUUAUAUAAGAUCUACCCCCCGGAAACCAAGGACACCCCUGAAGCUCCUGCUAUGGCUGCCAAGAAAUUAGAACAGAUGGGUCCUGUCACAAAGAAUGAGUGGACUAUGGUUGGUACAAUGGUUCUUGCAGUUUCUUUGUGGAUAUUUGGAGAUGCCCUUGGUAUACCAAGUGUUGUAGCUGCAAUGAUUGGUUUGUCAAUCCUUCUUUUGCUCGGAGUCCUUGACUGGAAUGAUUGCUUAAGUGAGAAGUCGGCAUGGGAUACAUUGGCUUGGUUUGCUGUUCUAGUGGGGAUGGCUGGACAACUAACAAACCUUGGAAUUGUCACAUGGAUGUCUAGCUGUGUGGGGAAGUUACUGCAGUCUCUCUCCUUGAGCUGGCCGGCUGCAUUUGGCGUUCUUCAGGCGUCUUAUUUCCUUAUCCACUACCUAUUUGCCAGUCAAACUGGUCACGUUGGAGCUCUAUAUUCUGCUUUCCUUGCCAUGCACCUUGCAGCUAAUGUUCCUGGAGUUCUGGCGGCUCUGGCUUUGGCAUACAAUACUAAUCUGUUUGGUGCACUUACACAUUACAGUAGUGGUCAGGCUGCCGUGUACUAUGGAGCUGGAUACGUGGAGCUCCCGGACAUAUUCAAGGUGGGAUUCACGAUGGCAACGGUGAAUGCUAUCAUAUGGGGAGUUGUUGGCUCUUUGUGGUGGAAAUUUUUGGGACUCUACUAAGCUGUGGGUUCUCCCUGUAAGUAGACGUCGAAUCACUCUCACAUGGCAUCCCUUUGUUUUUCGGGGGUCUUAAUUCUUAAAGGCUGAUCUCAGAUUCAGAGAUGACAGUUUUGCAAAUUUAAACCAACACCCCGAGCCAUUUUUGGCGUGUUCAUUGAUGAAUAAUACGUUCUGAGACAUCAAGAUGUUUAAUCCAUUUGGAUUUAUUCAUUUUUCUUUUCUCCUAUGUGUACUAUAAUACCCCUUCGGAAGCCAUUUUUGUGGCUGUGUCUGUGGACUGUGGCUGAAUCGGAGAACAGAACAUGCAUAUUAUUAUGCAUAUACAAGCACAUGUAAAGUUAACCCAAGGGAUUGGCUUAAUUGAAACACGGUCUGCCGCAAAUCAAUUAUACCUAGAGUU
Messenger RNA from Linum trigynum, 2274 nucleotides. NCBI's taxonomy places the organism in Eukaryota, Viridiplantae, Streptophyta, Magnoliopsida, Malpighiales, Linaceae. The record is from the annotation of a GenBank genome assembly.